ACAGACCAACAGUUUGCGUGAGAUUUGCGUCCUCAGUGUAGAUGAUUUAGAUUUUGUUUUUUAAAAAUAGUAUCCUAUAAUAUUAUUAAAAAUCUAAAUGCUUUGGCGAUUAAAGGUACUUACACUAUAUUCUGAAAAAAUAUUUAUUUUGUCUUGGUUACGGAAAGUUACUUACAAUGACCCCUGAGUUCACGGUUGCAUUUGCUUGCGCAUCGUGAUAUUACCCAAUUUGGAAAAGAAAUUCCAAACAUUCUUUAUUGUUUACAUUGUUUACAAUCUUCGGGCCUAAAUUAUAUACCUCUGACUAUCGGAUACAGACUCGAUGUCGGCACUAAAUUGUGCUGUAUGGUUAUGAUAUGAUGGUAAUUUCCAAGUGAAGGAACCUAUGUGCAGCGUGGUGACACUGCUGAUGCUGUGAAUUGUAAAUAUGUAAAUAAACAUGGACGAUAUAAACGUGAAAAUAGAGGAAUCUUUGAAGGACCAGUCCGUCGCGGUGGAUUCUCCGUCUGUGGUGAUUGGCGGUGAUGAGGUGGAUCCAUUGGCAAUAGAAGAAACCGUACCAGGCGAGGAUAAGGUGGUGGUAGCUGAGAAUGUAGUCUCUGAAAAGGAUAACGUGGGAAGCUGUGAUGAAAAUACCAAAGAUGAAAAAUUAAGUGAGAAUGUUGCUGAGGUUACGGAUAAUUCAGUGGCUUUACAGGCUGAAAAGAUAAAAGAAGAAUUAUUGAAAGAAGACAGUAACUCAUUGGGGAGUGCAGAAGAGGUCAUAGGAAAAUCACAAAUACAGAAUGAUACAACUACACAAGUAGAGAGUAUUGGACCAGCUAAUAAUAAAUCUGAAGAGAAAGAGUCUGCAGUUGAAACUGUUAAAGAUCCCGAAGUUAUUGUUCAGCAUCUCCCUUCUGGACCGAUACAAUCACAAUCACAACCGCAGCCGAUAGUAGCUUGUCCUCCUAAAGAAGAGCCUAGAAGAACAUCAUUAGACAACUCAAAAAACGAAUUGAAAGCUGAGCCUGAUGUAGAUAUGACUGAUGUUGUUGAGCUUGAGGAAAAAGCUGAAAAUAAGGGAGAGCCAAAGCCAAGUCAUAGUAAGAUACAAUCAGUUAACGGAGAUGUUGCAAAGAACCAUAAGGAAGACAAGUCAUCAAAAAGACGUAUCAGUGAAGAAGUUGAAACUGAGUCACCACUCAAGAGACUCUGUCAGGAAGUAGAAAAGACAUUUCCGCAACAUGAUACCAUGAUAAAUGACUAUAUACAAACAGCCACCAAAAACAAUAUCGAUGAAAUACAGAGGCACACUGAACAAUUGUUGUCUGAAAUACAGACGCUUCGGGAACUGGCACAGAAGAAGGAGCAGGAGUGGAACAAUAUAUUGCACUUAAAAAAAGUAAAAGAGGAAAUAUUGUUGCGACUAUUGAGGAGAAAGCAAGUGCUGUCUUUCGAGAAAGCCGCUGAGGUGAACGGCUCAGAUAGAACUGAUCCGUUUGAUUACUUGAACCAAGCGAAGAAUUUAGCAAUAGAUAAGAGCGAUGAGAUAUCAGGGCUGGCGAUUAAGCAGCCACCUUCAACGAUCAAUCCAAUGAUGCCUACACCUGUGAUGCCUGUCACAAGUCAUUUUAACCCUAUGUCCGGUUUGCCGCCACCCUACGACAAAGCGGCUCAUAUGCAGUCUAUGCCGAAGCCGGUGUUCCCCCAGCCAAUGAUGAUGGCUGGGCCAAUGCCUGGCUUCCCCAGAGAUAUGAAUGGCCAAUUGUCAGCAGGGUUCAAUAUGCCAAUGGGUCGACAAGGGCCUACUAAAGACGUGAAGUCUAUUAUAGCUGACUACAGACAGAGAAAUCCUGAAGUGACACCCCGGCGUGGUAGACGCAUGAAGUCACUUCUGAACCCGAACAUGAUGAAUCCGCCGAGACCGAUCGCACCGAAAAUGGAUAACAUGAACAGUUUAAGUAAUCUCAAUAUGCUGUUCAAUAAUUUGGAUAUGAAUCAAAAAGCGAUGCUAGAACGGCUUCAACAAAUGCACGGGCUACCAAAUGGGCUGUCCUUCAAGGAUGUGCUAGUUCAAUUCGCGAGUAUGCAACAGAGCUCGGGUCUGAUCCCUAGGCCGCCUGAGACGGCCACGCGACAUGACCGGCUCGACCGGCCUGACCGACUCGACCGACCGGACCGACCUGACCGACCUGAUCGACCGGAACGACCAGAUCGACCCGAGCGCGCCGACCGACCAGGACCCGAUCGGUCAGACCGUCGCCGCGACAGACACGAGGAGCUCGCGCCGAAAUCGGCGGAGCGUCUCGCGUCGCCGAAUCCCCGCCUCCCUCCACCGCCGCCAUACCCAGAAAUAUCACUAUUACCUGUCACCACAAGUCAGGAAACUGCACAACAGAACUCCUUGCUCCACGGAAUCCUUACUAAGAACUGCGGCGAGAUCACUAUAACGCCGGUGCAGCCGGUGGGCGUGGCCGUGCCCGCUCCCGCGUCCGCACCCGCCGCCGCACCAGCGGCUACCACCGAGUCGCAGCCUGACAAGACCGAGGAGGUCGUCCAAUUGGACGACGAGGAAAGUCCCGCGUCUGAGGCGUCAGAGGGCGCGUCGCCGGAGGGUUCGGGCGGGUCGGGGGGCUCCGCGGGGCGCCUCGUGAUCGACGAGGGGGGCGCGGAGGCGGAGGCGCCGCUGUGCCAGGGCUGCCGCCGCCGCGACGCGCAGUUCGUGUGCGCCGGCUGCGCCAACCAGUGGUACUGCAGCCGCGACUGCCAGGUCGCGGCGUGGGAUGAACACUCGGAAAUGUGCUCCGGGUAAGAGCACCCGUUCCCGUGGGACGCGAGUUCUCCAAGACGUACCUUAAGUAGUGUCAUUUGCCUUAUAACUAGUAGAACGAAAUAAGCGAAUCUCUAUAUAACUUCUCUUUAGCGCUUCGAAACGAACUUAUUGUUUGUGCUGCGCUAUUUGUGUUUGAGAAGUCGAUAAAAGUUAUGAUCGUAACAAUCAUAUAAUAUACCUUCUUUUUU
Molecule: messenger RNA, 3003 nt
Organism: Diatraea saccharalis (sugarcane borer)
Lineage: Eukaryota; Metazoa; Arthropoda; Insecta; Lepidoptera; Crambidae
Source: the annotation of a GenBank genome assembly